Zootoca vivipara (common lizard) is the source of this 3357-nucleotide messenger RNA. It is a transcript of the gene SYT3, whose product is annotated as synaptotagmin 3. The record is from RefSeq and is a predicted model, not a curated record. Gene Ontology annotation, molecular function: clathrin binding; calcium-dependent phospholipid binding; SNARE binding. Lineage: Eukaryota; Metazoa; Chordata; Lepidosauria; Squamata; Lacertidae. Gene Ontology annotation, biological process: calcium-ion regulated exocytosis. Gene Ontology annotation, cellular component: exocytic vesicle; plasma membrane.
UCGCCAAGGACUUAAGACAACAGCCCCCUCCCACCAUGAAGAAGCCCCCCAGGGUCAGCUGGGGAUUGGGCAUGCCACCCAGGCCUAGCAAAGCCAGCCAGGACUACUGACCCUCUUCGCCUCUGCAGAUUGUUCCCUCGUGCAUCCAGCAGAGGGCGCAACCCCUCUCACCCUGCCGCUUCCCCACUUGGCGACCCAUGGACCCGGCAGCUCCCCGGAUGGCAGAUUGGGUGCCCUGCUUCCGGCUUGCAGCUGCUUACACGCGGACUCGGAUCCCCAGGGACUUGGUAUUGGCGUCUUGCUGCCCUACUGCCUGGCGUUGACCUGGACCGGUCGGCAUCCUGGAUCCGGCAACACGGAAGCAACCUGACAGCCAUCCCCUGAACCAGUUUGCUGACCAGGCACCAUGUCGGGAGAUUAUGAUGAAGACAGACACCGCAGGGCAAUGGAGCUUCUUCAUGUGCUGUGUUCCAACACAUGCGCUGCCCAGGAACGCGAGAAGUGUCAGGAACUGACAGGCCAUGUGGGUCCCAUCAACUCAGAGAUCCUGGUCAGCCUGCUGUCAGUGAUCGUGACCUUCUGCGGGAUCGUGCUGCUGGGCGUCUCCCUCUUUGUCUCGUGGAAGCUGUGCUGGAUCCCCUGGCGGGACAAGGGCUCCUCUUCGCAGACGCAACGCAAGGAGCACCUUCUCCAUGCUCACCUCCACCAUUCGCCUUUCGGGGACCUCCUGCCCGAGCGGAUGGAGCUGGGUCCCGAGAUGCCCGAAAGGUCCUACCUCGAUAUGGAUUCCUACCCCGAGGCCAACCUCAAGGUCAGCCAGACCUCCCCUGACCUCCCUGUGGAAGGCCAGACCAGCACCAAGGAAGGUACCAUCCCCAACGCCCACUCCCAUCAACAAGUAGCAAGCUUGGCACCCACACCCAGGUACAACACGCUGCCGCGCCCUGUGACACAGCAGUUGAGCAGCCCGGACACCGGCGUCCACGGAGGGGAGGAGAAGGUGGAACAAGUGACUAGCAUUGGGCAGAUAAAGCCCGAGUUAUACAAGCAGCGCUCGGGCGAGUCGGACUCCAAGAAAGGCGAGGCCGCCAGCUGUGGGCGGAUCAGCUUUGCCCUGCGGUACGCCUACGGCACCGAGCAGCUGGUGGUGAGGAUUCUCCGGGCCUUGGACCUGCCUGCCAAAGACGCCAAUGGCUUCUCCGACCCCUACGUGAAAAUGUACCUGCUGCCCGACCGCAAGAAGAAGUUCCAGACCAAGGUGCACCGCAAGACGCUGAACCCCAUUUUCAACGAGACUUUCAACUUCAAUGUCCCCUUUGCCGAACUGCCCUCGCGCAAGCUCCACUUCAGCGUCUACGAUUUCGACCGCUUCUCCCGCCACGACCUCAUCGGCCAAGUGGUGCUCGACAACCUGCUGGAGAUCGCAGAGAGGGACAACGACGCGCCCCUCUGGAGGGACAUCAUGGAGGGGCAUUCGGAAAAAGCGGAUUUAGGGGAGCUGAAUUUCUCUCUCUGUUACUUGCCCACCGCUGGGCGCCUCACGGUCACCAUCAUCAAGGCCACCAACCUCAAAGCCAUGGAUCUGACUGGAUUUUCUGAUCCCUACGUCAAGGCAUCCCUCAUGUGCGAAGGGCGGCGGCUGAAGAAGCGCAAGACGUCCAUCAAGAAGAACACGCUCAACCCCAGUUACAACGAGGCCCUCGUCUUUGACAUCCCGCAAGACAGCAUGGAGCAUGUCAGCAUCACCUUGGCGGUCAUGGAUUACGACUGCAUUGGGCACAACGAGGUCAUCGGGAUGUGCAGAGUGGGCAGCGACGCAGAUGCACCUGGGAGGGACCACUGGGCCGACAUGCUGGCGAACCCACGCAAACCCAUCGAGCACUGGCACCAGCUAGUGGAGGAGAAGACUUUGAACAGCUACAUCAACAAGAAUCCUCCAGCGCGGGACAAACCCAGCAUCGUAGUAGAAAGUGUUCAGUCGGACUAAGGCAACCACCACCAGCCCUUUGCCACCAGGGACUGGUUCCAGUGAUGUGCGCUCAGCCUCGGAACUUUCUGGACUGUUGUUUCCUCUGACCCCACCCCACAGGAACUGUCAGCAAAGGGGGGGGGGACACGCCUGGUAUGGUGGGGUGUGAGAUUAUGCCCUUCUUCGAUCCCCCAGGAAGCCGCUGCCUGUUGCAUCUUAUCCCCCCCCCCCCAAGCCAUAAAGGCAGCCACCAAGGAGAAUUUUCCAUGCGGGGCAGGAAUUGUGCGUGCUGGGCGUCUAGAGCGGAAAUACAUUCCCCUUCCCCACUCGUCCUUUUUACAUCAGGGAGGGAGGGGAGGUGGCAGUCGGUGACAUGUAUGUUUUGGGAGUCUCUGCUACGAAGCGUCAGGCUGGAGCGCGGGCACGCCACCGUUUUGUUUUCCGAUGGAGGUCCCGUGCCUUUUCAACAAGUUGCAUGGCAGGCAGGAAUCCAACAGGUGCCCCCGUCACAAAACACACCUGUGGGCCAGGCGACUGCUCUGUUGGAAGUUCUGACAGCAAAAGCAACAGACUCCAUGACAGGCAGGAGGGACAUUCUUUGACAGAUUCCCAGAUUUAACCUUCUCCCCUCUCUCUCCCCACUCCCAAUCCCAAGUAUGGGAUUUCGCUCUUUUCCUAGCUGUGAAUUUUGGACAAAGUGACUGUUUACCCUCUGCUGGAGAAUGUGGAUGAUUUUUUUUUCUUCUGGUGGGGUGGAGGCAAUAUUCUGGACUCCCUCUCUGUUCUUUGCUUUCUCUUGUCACAGUAGACCUCUUGGAUGAGGUAAGGGAACAGGGAACGGUUCCUUCUGCUGCCUACUUGGGGGGGGGGGCAGAGAGGGAAAAGGUCCUCCCAUUUCGCAAGAAUGCACGCGGGACCCUUUGCUCCAGUCUGCAUGAGGGGCAGGGGGGAGACGUUGGGGCUUUCCUGCCCUCGCUACUCUGCCCAGAGGGGCAACUGGCAAAGAGAGGGUUGAGGGGGGCACUGGCAUUUCUCAGCACAGAUUAGGUGGCCUGUAGUCACCACAAAAGGCUCCACGAUGGACAAAGUUUGGAGCCAAUGUUUUGCUCCUCCUUUUAAACUGGAUUGGGGCCUCCCUGAACUCCCAACGUAGUCAACUGAUUCUGGACUGUGUGUGUGUGUGUGUAAGUGUAUGGGGGUAACAGUGUCUCUCUUCCCCCCCUCCUUCCCCAAACUUUGUUAAUUUAGUUCUUCUGUAGCUUGCAUGGUUGCCUCCCGCCUGGUUUGGGUAGGCGGGCUGGUUCCCAGAUUUAAGCUGGGGGAGUGCCUGUUCAGAGAACCCAGGUGUCCUAGUUCUGUCUUAUAAAAGUCCUGCUCGUGUCGCUCUU